AUGCCCCGACGGCAUCUCCUUGAGAUCGAAUCGUCUUUCGUAGAUCUGGUGGCCUUCCCCUCCUUCUGCUUCCGCAGUCUGAGUUCUGGCAUGACGAUGGGUGCAGGGCGCAUCAUGCUGGGAAAUCCUUGGCCGUUGGUUGUGUCCUUGCCGUUACCUCUGUGGAUCCUAGUCCCUGUCGGACGUGCUGGUGAUGCAUUUUGGCUUCGAAGAGGCCAGAUGCUAGGUUUGCAAGUGAGCCGGCACCUGGGUUUUGCAAGCUUGUGGGACAUUUCUUGUCAAAAAAGGCAAAGAGCCUCACUCUGCACAACCACAGUCACGGCAGGCUGGACCGGGAAGUUCACGGCUGUAUGUAUGUUUUGGAGUGGCAGGGAAUGGUGCAUACGUGAUUCUGUGGCAUGCAUCUCUUCCCGAAAUCAACUCAAGCCUAUGCUCCAAUUCUUCUAA
Symbiodinium sp. CCMP2592 is the source of this 447-nucleotide messenger RNA. Lineage: Eukaryota; Dinophyceae; Suessiales; Symbiodiniaceae. The record is from the annotation of a GenBank genome assembly.